AUGAAGGUGGCUACGUGGCGGAAUGGUUGGAAUGAGACGGCUGCUACUGACUACUGCAGUAACGCCUUCACGAACGAUCCCGCGGUCACAGUCUGCAUAGAGAAGGUCAACACAAGCGUGGCGGAAUACACAAACAGCUGUAUCACGGAUAUCAAGCUCCAAGGCGACACUGAUUUCUUGAAGGCCACGUUAGAUACUCUUAAAAAGAAGUGCAUAACGACAGCGUCACGUGAUGAAAGUUUCCAGCAGACGAAUACGACAUCCAAUGGCGUCAGUGUCUUAGACACUCUUUCCAGUUUGACAUGUCCAAACAACUGCUCAGGGCACGGGACAUGUGCUAACGAGACCUGCAGCUGCGAUGCCAGUCAUAUUGGCGAGGAUUGCUCACACGGCCUGACGACUCCCCCCGCAGAAAUCAGCGUCCCCAGUCACGGGCUGUGUGACACGAGAUACCGACCUUGUCUGACCCAGAACAUCGUGGGUGUAUUUCAUAAAGCACCCUAUGCUCUGGCUCAACAUUUUAAAGCAACGGAAAGUGGAAAAGAGUACAGUAACUACAGUGUAAUGGCAAACGUCACGUUACGUCAGCUAAACCUGCUGACCAUUACCAUACCAACCUAUCCCACGUCGUCAAGGAGACGGCGCUCUACAGACGGGUCCAUACAUGGCUGGGAUUUAAGUUUCAGUUACGACAAUUCUACCUUCAGCAACUCCACUUCCGUCGUUGUGUACAACGGCGCAUCCGAAUCAUGCGACUACACAACAUAUACAUGUACCAAGUUCACAUCAGUUCAGGAUGAACCAGACGACAGUUGGAUUGCUGGGGCGGCAGCAGGUGGCGCUGUAGGCUUUGUGGUUGUCAUGGUGAUCGUGGGAGUAAUUGUUUAUAGGAAAUUUUUCAAAAACAAACGACCAUCAUCAGCUAAGGUUGGCAGCAGUGACAGAGAAAUGUUAACCUUGAAACAGGACGAAGAGAGUCCUCCCCGGCCUCCCACCGUCAACUCGUGGGUGUCAGAUAGGAAGAAAUAGUGAAAGAGGGUAGCAAAGGAACCACCAAAGAUAGUUAAAGAUAAAACUAAUAUAAUAGAAAUACCUAGAGAUUGAUGAAAUGAUAGCUCAGAAACGAUAAAAA
This is a messenger RNA of Saccostrea cuccullata (small rock oyster), 1132 nucleotides long. RefSeq names its product von Willebrand factor D and EGF domain-containing protein-like. The transcript has 8 exons. The coding region runs from base 1 to 1029 and encodes 342 amino acids. Lineage: Eukaryota; Metazoa; Mollusca; Bivalvia; Ostreida; Ostreidae. The record is from RefSeq and is a predicted model, not a curated record.